AGUGCCCCGUCAACAACGAAUCGGAGCGGAUCCGCGAUACGCGUCAAUAAAAUUUCGUAUAAUUUUUGACAGUUUGUGUAUUAAUUUGACGUUUAGUGAUACUAAAUAUAAGUGAUAUUCGUUAAUAUUUUACGUAAAUUGUUGAAGAGAAAAUUCGUCAUGAACGAUCUGGAUACUAAAACAAACAAAUGAAGCUUGAAAACAAAUAAACCUCUCGAUUAAAUUAAUUAUAACAAAAAAAGUUUUAAAUAAAUGAAGUGCACGUCGUUUUGUGUAUAAACCAAAAUGUGUUGGGGGUGUUGUUAAAGCCACCGAGGUUCGAAUUCAAAGAUGGAUUGGUCAGCUAUUAUCCGAGGGAUAAUUUUCUGGAUGAGUUUUCAUAUAACCGAAGGUUACCAUCACGCUGGUCACCAACCGCCCCGUAUCACGGAACAUCCCGUGGAUACAACGGUAGCUCGUCACGAUCCGGCAACGUUGAAUUGCAACGCUCAAGGCGAUCCCGAACCUUCGAUCACGUGGUACAAAGAUGGUCAGGUAUUGAGAACUGCCCCGCAGGACGCGAGAUCGCACAGAGUUUUAUUACCAGCGGGAAGUUUGUUUUUUCUAAGGGUUGCUCAAAGUAGAAAGGAAACGGACGCCGGGACGUAUUGGUGUGAGGCUAGUAACAUUUUAGGGAAAACUAGAAGUCGAAAUGCUACACUCACCGUUGCCGUUUUACGAGAUGAGUUCCGUUUCGAGCCGCAGAGCUCGAGAGUGGCGGCCGGAGAAGACAUCGUCUUGGAAUGUUCGCCUCCAAAGGGUGUACCAGAACCGCAAGUUUCAUGGAGAAAAGACGGAGAAACGUUAACGGUAGAAGGAAGACUCAAAUUAGUCGACGGUUACAAUUUGGCCAUAACCGAUACGAAAACUACAGACGACGGAAAGUAUCAGUGCGUUGCCAAGAACACUGCCGGCGUUAGGGAAUCCACUGCGGCCGUUUUAAAAGUUUACGUUAAACCGUUCAUGAUAAGACCGCCGGAAGACGUAACCGCCUUGGUGGGAUCGACAGUUGAAUUUACGUGCGCUACUGGAGGAGAUCCAAUUCCCGACGUGCUUUGGAGGAGAACUUCACCAGGUGGAACGAUGCCUUUGGGUAGAGUAAGAGUAUUAGAAGAUAGGACGCUUCGUCUCGAGCAGGUCAUACUGUCAGAUCAAGGAAGAUAUUACUGCGACGCCGAUAAUUUCGCUGGAGCCAUAACGGCAUCGGCCGUUUUGACCGUAUACGCCCCGCCUACCUUCACCAUUAAACCGCAAGCGCAAGCCGUCGAAGCCGGUCGCGACGUCACCUUCCACUGCGCCGUCCGCGGUAGCCCACCCCCAUUUGUAUUUUGGUCAUUCGAAGGUGACAGAUCUUUAAUCUACACCGGAAGCAAAACCGGAAACUACGAAGCCUUCACCACCGAUCAAGGUUCUUCUACUUUAUCACUAAAAGAAGCGCAAGUUCAAGAUUCCGGCACCGUCGUUAUAUGCGCCGCGGUAAACGCCGCGGGUUCCGUAUCCUCGAGGACGCGACUCACGGUAACAUCCAAAGAAGACAGACCGCCUCCUAUUAUAAUAACAGGACCCGGCAAUCAAACUCUACCUAUAGAUUCGGUGGCUUAUAUGUCCUGCGAAGCCGACGGUAAUCCCGAACCAGUUAUAUCCUGGUACAAAGAAGGAAUACCGGUAACCCCUUCAACUCGAAUUAACAUGUCAAAUCCUAAUCAUUUAGAAUUAUACGGUUUGCGAAAAGAAGAUUCCGGAUCUUAUACGUGCGUCGCUUCGUCUAAAAGCGGUAAAUCCACUUGGACUGGAUAUUUAUUAGUAGAAAAUCCUAAAAAUCCUAAUAUAAAUUUUUUCAAAGCUCCCGAGGUUAUAAUGUUACCUGGAGCUCCUAGUAGACCGCAUCCUCUUAACCAAUCUGAAGAUAGCGUCACUAUAACGUGGAGUCAAAAUAACAAAAUCGGUUCUUCGAGUUUAUUGGGAUACCAAAUCGAAUUGUUCGGUAAAGAAGAAGGCGUAACCCCGACUUGGACUGUGGUAGGUCGUAGAAUAACAAAUUUAUCGUUUACUCAACAUCUUUUAUCACCUGGAGUUGCUUAUAGUUUUUUGAUACGCGCCGAAAACGCUCACGGGAUCGGUCCGCCUUCGCAAUUAUCCGAACCGGUGGUUGUAGGAGCGGAUUCUUCGCGAAAUUGGGGUAAUCCCGAGGUAACUGAACUCAGCGAAGCUAGAGCUAAUCUCGUUACCGCUAGCGUAGCUAAACUUACCGAUGCUAUACCGCUAUCUUCGACUUCUAUUAAACUAAUGUGGUUGAUAAAUGAUUCUACGUACAUUGAAGGGUUGUAUAUUUAUUUUAUAACUUUAGAUAUAGAAGAAAACAAACCGAAAACUUAUAGUAUGUUGACCGUUUUACAUACCGUUGGAACGUCGAGUUUUUCCGUUAAUAAUUUGGAUAAAUGGGCGAGAUACGAAUUUUUUUUAGUGCCGUUUUUCAAAACUGUCGAAGGACUUCCUUCGAAUUCUAUAAUAACCAGAACGCUCGAAGAUGUACCGACGGAAGCUCCGUCUCAAAUGGAAGCCAUUUUGUUAAAUUCGACGGCUGUUUAUCUAAAAUGGAAACCACCUCCUGCUGUUACUCUCAACGGCGAACUUCAAGGUUACAAAGUCGAAAUAAAAACUAACGGUAGCGAUCAAAUGAAAGUGAUGAGCGUCGGCAAAAAAUCUCCUAAUCUUCUAUUGGGCAGUUUGAGUCCUGGAGUUUCGUAUUUUGUUAGAGUAGCUGCUUUGACUAGGAUCGGUUUGGGUCCUUAUAAUUCUCCUGCGACUUUACGACUCGAACCCACUGCUAGGAUUUCGGACAAUAAUUUUCAAAGACCAAUAGGUGCGGACUUACAAUCUGGAGAUUUCAUAACAGAAACAUGGUUCAUGGCUCUUUUAAUCAGCAUGGUUUCUGUUAUGAUCCUCCUAUUCGGAGCUAUGAUAAUCGUAAGAAGGCGACAAAUGUUAUCGAAAAAGAAUUUAACUCCGAGUAGAUCGAACGGCGCAGUACUGGCAACACCGCUAGACGUCAAACACGAACCACCACUUUGGUUGAAUAAAGAGAAUUUGCCUGAAUAUUCCACCAACACUCUCCCGGAUUAUUCGAAAUUAACCCCACGCAGUUUCAAGAAAAAUGAUUACUUACUGAAUGGUAUAAAUCCUUACGGUAGCGUUAAUUUACGAUCGAAUCCUUUGAACCACGCCGAAUUCCCUCGUCCCGAUAAUCUACAAUAUAGUUCGGAAAAAUGUUACCCCGUGACUGGUAGAAAAUUUGACGAUUAUUUGAAUAUGCAAAUUCAAGAAUACGCCAGUCCGAAUGUCGAAUCUAAAGUAGCAGAUUAUGCGGAAGUCAACUCGAACUUAACAGCCAACAUCGAAGCCGUUUCACCAGCUCCUUAUGCCACAACCACUCUCGUAGGGAAACGAACCCAAUGGAAUAAUUUCAAUACGGACGUCGACGACGAAUGUCCAUAUCCGUCAGCGAACGGAGGCUAUUACAACAGAAAAGUUUAUUCAGAUUCGUAUUUUUCCCCUAUUCAAACCCUGAGGAGGAACCGGAACGGGAAGAAACUCGAACAAAAUCCACCGGACAUUGUUUCACCAUCUAGUUCGACAGGUCAACCCGUAUACGCUCGAGUAGGACCGCCGGGAUUAUCUUGGCGAAACGACGUGCCAUCUAUGAGUAGUUUUACGCCGCACAAACAAGUCUACCAUCACGGAUCUAGUAGAUCAGAACCGGGAAAUAUCUAAUUUUUUUUAUCAUUUAAAGCAAUUUUGUCAAAAAUCUUAAUAUAGCUCAAAUAUGGUAAAUCUGGUAUUAAAUGUUUCUACUUCCAUAUUUAGACUCGGUCGCGCAGAGCGAUUCCUACUUUACCGACGUGAGGCGCGGCAAUACAAAAUUAAAUAAAUACAUCGUUUCAUACGUCUACCAAUUUGAAGAAGUUCAAAAUGUUAAUUUUUAUCAUGAAACGGUUAAUAUUUGACAAAAUUGUUGUUGGAAAGACUGAUUUUUUCAUGUUCUUUUUAUUUGCUGAUUCUUUUAGGUCUAAUUUACUUAUUAAAUCUAGUCAUGUUCUUGUUACGAAACUAUGAAAUUGUAUAAAAAACAACUUGUUCGUCCAACACGCAUAAUUUUAAGUAUUUCUAGUAGAAUAAAAUUCAGUUUUUUUCACUAAAAAUAGUCUAAACAAUAAUUACAAUCUACAUCGUUUAAUCAAAUUGUUUUUCUUUAAUAAUUAGUUUCAAUAUAUAAUUUUGUUUUCAUAAGAAUUUGAAUUCAAAAUAUUUCCUAUUAAAAGAAAACUUUCAAUUAUGACAACACUGUUUAUCGCAGUGAAUAAGAUAAUGAAUCGUUACAGAACUUCAAGGUGCCAUUAAAUAUAGAGGUGGGAACUUCUACUUACAUUUAUGGCACUAUAAAUUACUAUUUCUAUAGGUUUCUGUUUUUUUUUUCAUUUUCUUCCAUAUUCAUUGAAUUUGCUCCAGUUUCUGAACUCAUUGAUUUUUAUAAGGUUUUCAUUUGCUUUUACUGUAUUUUCUUAUGAAUUUUCUUCAAUAUCUAUAGAUUUUGCUUCAGUUUUUCAUAAAUUUUCAUCAAUCUUCAUUGAUUUUUAUCAGAUUUUCAUCAGCUUGUUAAGUUUUCUGACGUUUUUAUGGCUUUUUCUUAGAUUUUCUCGUCAAUUUUCUUUAAUAUUCAUAGGUUUUGCUCCAGUUUUUCAUAAAUUUUUAUCGAACUCCAUCAAUUUCCUCCGGAUUUUCAUUUACCUAUCAAAUUUUCUGCGAUUUUCCACUAGAUUUCCAUUAAUUAUCUUCAAUUUUCAUAGUUUUUUUUAUUUUCAUAAAUAUUAUUUGAUCAGUAUUUAUUUUAAACGAUUUCCAUCGAUUCUCAUUCAUAAUUCUCAGUUAUUUCCUUUCAUAUUUUCAUCAAUAUCAAUAACUUCCAAAGAUAGAUAAAUUUAAUCGAAUUUUUUUAUACAAGUUGAAUUUAGAUUUUAAAAACAGUUAUUUUUUAACUCGUUUAGAAUUAAAAAGAAUUCCCAUCUCUAUCAUUCACACAUUCUACAGUUUCAUUUCAUAUUUCAAAAAAUAAACCUUUGUGCUACAAUGUGUAGAUGGCGUGACUAUUAUAAUGAAGGCUAUUUUAGUGAACAAAAGAAUAUACGUUAAGGAAUUAUGUAGAUAAUAUUUAGUGGUAUUAUUUUUAAUCUGGUCAUUUAUUUUGUACGCCUAAAUGAUUUCAGUAUCUGGUGUUUUUCGGCGCUAAUUGAAAAACCCCUGUAGAGUAAUUCGUCAAUUGUUAUACUUGACGUGAUUUAAAAGAUAAACUGAUUUCUAGUUUUUAUAUUAUGGUGUACAAAUAACAUAUCAAGCCUAGAAUUUAUGUGAUUUGUAAAAAUAUAUUUAAGGUAAACAUUUAGAAAGAGUGUUGCGACUUUUUUUGGUAUAUGAAUAUGAAAAAUUGAUUGCAACGAAGAUAUUCGAAAAUUAUCAGUACAUUCUAAAUAUUUGUUAAAUUUUAAUAGGAGCAUGUGGAAAUUAUGUAAAAUUUUUGGCAUAAACCAAUCGACAGAUAUCACCUUUUUAAUGAAUAUAGUAAAAGCGUUACCUUUUCUUAUGUUAUAAAUCUACAAAAUACAGUUACUUAACCUUGGCCUCACUACUAUAUAAAAUGGCUACUGCUACUUAAUUGUGUGAGAUAAUAUUUUCCAUAAAUUAUAAAUAUCAUAGUACCCUUUUUUAAUUCAUUUACAAAAAUGAAAUUAGCAUUAAUUUUUUGUUUUUCAAAUUUACGUAUUUUUUCUAACAAGGCCGAAAACAGAUCUGAUAACAGUACGUAUAUUAUCGACACAUGUACUCUUAGUCAUAAUGAAUCUGAAUUUAAUUCAUUGAAAAUGACAGCAAUCAGAAGAGUUCAAUAUGAAUAGAACCCAAUUUAAUGCUAUCUCUUUUUAACAUUAUGAGAUUAUAUCAAGGCAUCCAAAAGUACUUAGGUCAUUAGAAGAGGAUAGAAGGUGUAAAGUUUGUUGUGGAUCAAUUCGAUUUAAUUAAUUUUAUACUUUUAUAUGACGUUUGGAAAUUAGUUUAAAUAAUAACAAAUGUUUAGAUUGUUGUAAAUUGAAAGAAUUUCAUCGAUAAAGUAAAACAAUACUUUUUCUAUCGCAUUUUAAUAAGGAAUAUGUAAAAAAUGUAAAUUCUGUAAUGAUUAGAUAAUAGAAAAUGUAAAUUUCGCAUUGCUGUCUUCCUGUGUUUCAAACUAUUUCAUAUUACCAUUGAUUUAUAAACGCCAAAAAUGAAGUAGCCAUAAUAUUAGUAUUAAAAAUAGCUAAAUUAAAUAAAUAUCAAAGCAUCAAUGUAUUAUUUCUUUUUUUGAAUGAGAACUAAUUUUUUUGGAAAAAAAUAUGUAUCAAUUUUUUUUUGAAUCUAUGUUAGUCUGGUAAUAUCCCCAUGAUAUUUUUAUAACAAAAAAUCAUGUGCCAUCUUAAUUAUGUGUAAUUACGUAAAACAAUAACUAUAUACCUAUGUACAGUUAUGAAUAAAAAAUUGUAUACA
Molecule: messenger RNA, 6609 nt
Organism: Diorhabda carinulata
Lineage: Eukaryota; Metazoa; Arthropoda; Insecta; Coleoptera; Chrysomelidae
Product: roundabout homolog 1-like
Exons: 11
Coding region: 331-3810 (1159 amino acids)
Molecular function (GO): protein binding
Source: RefSeq, a predicted model, not a curated record